This is a messenger RNA of Cotesia glomerata, 1829 nucleotides long. RefSeq lists its product as uncharacterized. The record is from RefSeq and is a predicted model, not a curated record. NCBI's taxonomy places the organism in Eukaryota, Metazoa, Arthropoda, Insecta, Hymenoptera, Braconidae. Bases 191 to 1738 code for a protein of 515 amino acids. The transcript is spliced from 7 exons.
GCAAGUCUGUUGAGGAGGAAUGGCGCUACCCCUUCCAUAGUACUCUUCCUCUAUAUUUAUCUUAUAAAAGUUUAUGCUGCGUUGUUUAUACUUCGAAAUAACCCAGAAAGAUUUUCAUAAUAAAUUUUAUAGUCGUUUCUUUUUAAGUGAUUUAUUAAGUAAAUAAAUAAAUAUAUGUCUUGUAUUAAAAAUGUCUUCAGGUAUACUGAGACAAGGACAACGAAUGGCAGUAAAACUGCAUGUCAAAAAUUAUGGUGGUUAUUCGUAUUACAGUUACAGAUCAAGAAACGAAACAAGUUACCUCAGAUGUUACGAUCGUAACGGUGGAGGUUGCCCUGCAAUUGGAAAAAUCGUUAAUGGUGAACCUCUUUUAACAAUUAACCACAACCAUGACAGAAAUCCGUUGUUAUGUGGACAGAAUGAUUUUCAAAAAGCAUUGUACAAGGCGACGAUCAAUCGACCUUUUCAGUCAAUGCGUUUAAUUUAUGAUCAUCUAAGUCAAUUGCACUCGGUAGCAGCUACAAGUUUAACAUGGGUUAAGAUGCAACCUGCAAUGCAACGAUGGCGUUCAAAAGUUCGUCCACAACAUCCUGCAAAUUCUAGAGAUCUCAUGGAAUAUGCAGAACAACUUCAACUACCUCAAUGGCAACAUUUAAUUCGUUAUAACAAUGGUGAAUUGAAUGUACACACUAUUCCAGUUACUGAUGGAUCAUUUGUUACUGUUAUUAGUGACGUUAACUUUUUGGGAUUAUUAAAUCCUACAACUUUUUUUAUGGAUGCAACCUUUAAAAUAACACCAAGAAAACCUAAAGUUUAUCAGGUUUUCUCGAUAAUGGGAUUAGUAGAUGAUACGGCUUUACCAAUAUGCUGGAUGCUUAUGACAGCUAAGUCAUCAUCAGCUUACUCUGCUGGCUUAACUUAUUUUAAAGACGUUUUGGCCCCUCACAUUCAACCACAAACAUUUAUUACUGAUUUUGAAAUCUCUUUGCGGAAUUCAAUUCUAUUUACAUUUCCACAAGCAAAGCAUGUUGGCUGUUUAUUUCACUACUGCCAGGCACUCAUGAGGAAAUUCAAAAAAUUCAAUCUAUUACAGUUGUGUAAAGAAUGGAUUCCAGGGCAAAUUAUAAUACGUAAAUUUAUGGCUCUAGCCUUAUUGCCACAUCAAGAUAUUCCUGCAGGCUUCGAUUGGCUCGUCACGAAUUUACCUGCUGAUAUUAGAAGAAUAUUUGAUCCUUUUAUAGCGUAUUAUAGACGUCAGUGGUUAAUUAGAGAAACUCCAGCUAGAUACAGUGUGUAUAAUGAAAAACAUCGAUCAAAUAAUUAUUCCGAGGCGAGCAAUCGGCGAAAUAAACUUCGGUUUGGAAUUCACCCAUCUAUAUGGACAUUUACAGAAAAAUUGCGAGAUUUACAAGCAGUAACACAUUUAGAACUUCUAUCAUUGUUCCGUGGUGAACCAGUCAUCCGCGAGCCUCGUAGCCAAACAUUAAAAAGAGAUGAGGAUAUUAACAAUGCUUGGAUAUUAUACGAACAAAAUAUUUUAAAUAUUCAAUCUUUCCUAGCUUAUGCUAGUUUUUUUCUGAAGCCCGCGUAUCAAGAAGAAGAGCAGAACCUUAAUAAUAUGGAUAUCGUGACUGAUGAAGAGGAGGAUGUAUUAGAAGUAGGAGGCGUGAUUCUACAGCCACCAGAAUACUAUUAUGCAAUGGAAGUUUUUCAUGAAAUUGAUGUAGUGUUUGAAUAGUAGAGAAUCGUAUGAAAAUCUAACUAUUGCAUUGGUCUUCAUGACGAAACUUUUGAAAAAUUUGGAUAUAUUUUGACUCAGCUCGUCAACU